Messenger RNA from Dendrobium catenatum, 5090 nucleotides. RefSeq names its product myosin-6. Bases 251 to 4822 code for a protein of 1523 amino acids. Lineage: Eukaryota; Viridiplantae; Streptophyta; Magnoliopsida; Asparagales; Orchidaceae. The transcript has 8 exons. The record is from RefSeq and is a predicted model, not a curated record.
GCCAAAACUCCUUAAAAAGAAUUUGGGCAAAAGGUCUACCGAGACCUCCCUCAAUGCUCCAACUGGUUCUCUUCCUGCCACCGCGUUUCUCUCUCUAUUUCUUGAUCCCCCUUUCACUUGAAAGAGCCAUAGAGGAAGAGAAAGAGAGGGAAAAGGUGCCUCUUUUUAUGUUUCCUGGCUAUCGUAUUCUUUGCGGCGGUUGUAUGGUGGUUUGAUUCCGUUUGUUGGCGAGAGGGGGUGCACGGAAGCUAUGUUUAGGUUAAAUAAGCACAGGUCGGAGAGAUUGGGGGAGCGGGCGGAGUUCAAGUUCUCUAAUUUUCAGGCGUUUAAGGUUCCAAAAGGAUGGGAUAAGCUUUAUAUUUCUGUUAUCUCAGUCGAAACUGGAAAGACAAUUGCAAAGUCGAACAAGGCAACGGUACACAGUGGAACCUGCCAAUGGACAGAAAGUUUAUCAGAAUCUAUUCCUAUAUCUCAAGAUGGUGGAUUAAAAAACCGUGGAGAAUGUUUCUUCAAAUUCGUUAUUUCCAUGGGAUCAGUUAAGCCAGGUAUUCUUGGAGAGAUUGUUUUGAAUCUAGCAGAUCAUAUAGAUUCAAGUGAUUCUGGCCCUCUCACCUUGCCAUUAAAUAAAUGCGGAUACGGUACAAUUUUACAGGUGAAGAUUCAGUGCUUUAACCCAAGGACCAGAUUCAGGGGUGGUAAUGCUUUGAGCGCAACAAACUCUCGACUUGAAAGCCCAACUGGUAGCCAUCGCGAUGCGGAUAGUAAGUCGGAUUCAUCUAACACCACAAUUUAUGGAAGUGUGGGAUCAUUUUCUAGUAGCCUAAUGACGGCUGCUGCCUUUCCCAACGGACCUGCAAAACAGGAUGCGAUUUCCUUAGCAUCAGGUUCACAUUCUAGCUCUGACUCAACAGAGAAUUCUCAGGGGACAAAUUUUUCUCCUAAGAACAGUGUAAAUGGCAGCUCACAUAUUGUAAGACAAGAUUCAAGUGAUUCUCAUGCUAGUGCAAGUUCCAGCUUAGGGCCUGCAGAAGGAUCAAAUCCAUCCUCCUUUAAUUCAAGGGCUUUAGGGUCUUCUACUCCACAUCAAUGGCAGGAGUCUACCAUGCAAGCUGCUCCACACAGCCAUGCUUCCCCGUCACUUAGGACGUCUGGCUCUGCGAAAGAACUCCUUGAUGCUGCUGAAGAAACUAUUGAUGAGCUUCGAGAUGAGGCUAAAAUGUGGGAAAGACAUGCUCAGAAGUUGAAAAUUGAUCUUGAAAAAUUGAAAAGGGACUGUUCUUUCAAAUCAAAACAGCAGGCAGAGAUGGAUAUGGAGCUUUCUGCUGCCAACAAUGAGCGUGAUUCUUUAAAGAGGGAAGUUGAUAAACUGAAAUUGUCUUUGGAGAAUUUGAAGGAAAGUCUGGCAGAGAAGGAAGAUUGUAAAACUGAAGGUCUGCUGCAUUCACAGAGGCAACUAGAAGAUGAGUUGAAGUUCCUGAGAGAAUCCAAUAGCACCCUAACAAUGCAGCUAAAUAAAUCUCAAGAAGCAAACCUUGAACUUGUUGCCAUACUUGAAGAACUUGAAGAAACGGUAGAGAAACAAAGAUUGGAGUUAGCAGGCCUUUCCCAAAUUACUUCUAUAUCUGAAAAUGGUGAGGGGAUGAGAGAUCAAACACUAAUGGAUAUCGAGGCAGAGUGGUCAAGCGAGCUCUCUGUGAAAGAAAAAGAAACUAGCAAGUUAGAAGAAAGCCUACAUAAAGAGAAAGAUGCUCCACAGCCCAUGGAGAUAGUAUUGAAUCAAGGAAAUUCUGAUCUGGUGCAAGAAAUUGAAGAUUUAAGGGCUAAAGUGGAGGAGCUGGAGAGGGACUGUACUGAACUUACAGAAGAAAACUUGGAGCUCAUUUAUAAGCUUAAGGAAUCAAAAAAGGAUGCCAACAAGGCAAAAGAGUUUCAUAGCUCUUCAUCCAAUGAUUUCCAUACUCCAAGUUUUCUUGAUAGUUCUGCAUCUGACAUUAGCCAUCUUAAAUAUCAAAUAUGCCAACCAGAAGAGGAGCUUCAAAGGAGGGAUGUGAAUGGAGUUGUUAGUACAGAGCCAUCCAUAUUACAAAUGGAUGAGAUGAAGAAAAAAUGUGCUGAACUUGAGAUUGAACUCCAAUAUUUUAAGAAUCAUGCUUGUGACCUUGAUAUGAGACUUAAUGAAUGCCAAGUGGAAGUAGAAAAGAAAAAAUUACAUUCAACUGAAUGUCAGAUUGAAGCUGCUGAUAGGGGGUAUUCUGAUGCUGCUACAGGACAGGGGCCUGAAAUUAUGAAGUCCAAGAUCUGCGAGGAAAUGCCAAGUAUGCUAUAUGAAAUGGACAAGCAACUUCAGCUUGCAUUAAUUCAUGCAAGAAACCUAAAUGAUGGGCAGAAUACUAUUGCAGAAAAUUGCAAUGAAAUCAUUACUGAUUUUGUGGUUUCUAGUAGAGCAGAUGUAACCAGUCAGGAAAGAUUGAUGGAGGAGGCGCUGAUAGGUAUUAUCAAAUUGAGUUCUUCAUUACAAGCUAAAGUUGUUGAGUGUAAGGAGUUUUUUCAGAACAAGGGAGAAGGUGUUAGGGAGAAAAAAAUGAUCACUACAACAGAUGUGCAUAUCAUAGAAGAUGACAUUAUUAUCAAAGAACUUCAGAGUAAUGAUUUGGCAGAAGAACUGAAGUUGAGAAAUGAGAGGCUUGAGACUGCACUUUUGUUGAAAGAAAAGGAGAUUGAUAAUUUAGAAUCUUCCAUUAAGGAAUUAGAAGAUAUAGUUUCCAACAUCAAAAGUGAGAAGAUUCAGGUGGAGGAAAGUUUAGCAGUUGCACAAAGGGAAAACAUCAUUUCCUCUAAAUGCUUGGAUGAUGUUCGAAAUGAGAUGAUAAUUCUAAGUAGCAGUAUUGAUACUCAUUUGUCUGUAAACAAGAUGCUUGAGAAAAAAUCAUCAGAACUUGAAAUAGGCAAGAGAGAACUGGAAUUACACAUAUCAGAGUUGGAGGUGGAGAAUUUACAAUUAUCUGAACGCAUAGCUGGCUUAGAAGCUCAGUUAAGGUACAUGAGAGAUGAGAAAGAAACCAACAGACUGGAAAUUGAAGAUUAUAAGUCUCACCUAGUGGAUCUCAAGGGUGAAAUAGCACAGGAGCAAGCAGAAAUGGAAACAUUGAAAGCCCAACAUAUAAAAAAGCUCCAAGAAGUUCAAAAAAGAUUAUCUGAAGCACAUGAGGAAUCUGAAGUUCUGAAGAGAUCUCAUUCAAAAUUAGAAUCUAAAGUUGAGAGCCUUACUGAUGAGUGUGAUUUACUAAAGAAACAAGUUGGUGAUUUACGGAGUCAAAAAUUGGAGAUGCGUGAACAGAUGUCUCAUCUUGAGAUUGAGUUAAGGGAUCUACAAAAGAAGAUUGCUGGGCAUCUAAACAAAGUUGAGGUUUUGGAAGAAAAGCUUUCUUUGCUGCAGAGUGAUUUUACUUUGAAGGAAGAAACUUUAGCUUCACAGCUGGAGAGCAUAUUUCAAGAUAAUAAGGAGCAAGAGCAAAAAUUAAGCAAGGAAAAUGUCAUGUUAAAACAGAUCAAUCAAGAACAGAUGGUUGAAGUUGAGAACCUCAAACAAGAAAUUAUUCACCUCUCUACACAGGAUUGCUCAUCCCAAGAUGAACGAGAGAAAAUAGCAGCUGAUGCUGUAAGAGAAGUUUCUAUCUUGCGCUCAAACAAAACUAAGCUUGAGAACAAUCUCCAAGAAGUCCAAUCCAAAGUCAAGUUAUAUGAAACUGAGCUUCAUAAUCUCACACGAGAGUCUAACAACAAGGUUGCAGAGCUAGAAAAAUUGCUAAAUUCAUCCAAGCAUAGUGAGGAAAUGUUGAUGAAUGACAUUGAAAGUAUGCAGAGAAUGACAGAAUCUGUUAAAUCUAGUGAAGAUACCUUCAAAAGAAUGGCUAAUGAACUUGAACUAAAGCUGAAAGCUUCUAAUUAUGAAAAACAGCAAAUAACUGAGGAUGUGUCUGACUUAAAACUUCAACUUCAGAAGGUAACACAAUUUCAAAAUGAAAAUUUGAAUCUCAAGUUCUCUCUUGAAGAGGCAAAAUAUGAAAGAGAGAAACUGGAAGGCCUACUGCUGUCGACAUCUGAAGAAUGUGAAGAAUUAAAGGCAGAUAAAAUGUCAUUUUCAGAUAAGAUCUCACUUUUGCAGAAAUCUUUACAUGAUGCUGAGGAUGAUAGGCGUAGUAGGGUUGCCUUAGAAGAAAAGCUUCUGAGGUUGGAGGCUGAUCUGGCCUCAAGAGAAGCAUCAUAUGCUCAAGAAGCAGGAAUGAAGAAUGAAAUAAGUAGAAUCAAGAGAGUAAAUAGUGAAUAUCAACGAAAGAUACAAGGGCUGGAGGAAGAAAAAGAUGAAAUCAUAAGGAAAGCUUACGAGCUUGAGAAAGAACUAGCUCAAAGAAAAAUGGAAAGGUCCGAGGAGAAAGUAUCAAUUAAGGUCGAAAAUGAACAGCUUGAAAGCAUGGAGGGGCCUCAAGCUCAAACAGAAGCUGCACUAGAGUCUAAGAUCCACUUGCUGCAAAUUGAACUUGCGGAGGCACUAGAGGCAAAUAACACUUAUCAGAAGCAACUUAAUGGAUUUCUGUCCGAGCAACAAAAUACUAAAACAGAAAAUUCCAGUAAAAUCGAUAGUGGGAAUGCUUCAAAGGUCGAUUCAUCUACCAAAAUAUCAUCAUUAGAAACUGAACUAAAGGAGAUGAGGGAGCGCUAUCUCCACAUGAGCCUCCAGUACGCUGAAGUUGAAGCUCAGCGUGAAGAGUUAGUAAUGCAGCUUAAAUCAGCAGCAAAGAAAGAUAAGAAAUGGUUCUCAUGAGAUCUGCAUUGUUCUUCUUAUUAUUAUUAUAAUUAUUUAAUUUGCUAUAAUAAGCUACUCCAAAUUCUUUCUCCACUCUGUGAAUAUACAUAAUUUUGCUCUCUUUUUUUUUUUGCUCAUUCAAAGCAAAGAUUUCUCUAUUUUUUUCCAGUCUUGUAAGCUGACUCUGACGAGAUGUAAGCUGGUAUUUUGGCGACCAACACUUGCAUUUCAAUGUAAAUACUCUCAACAAUCAUAGUUCAUUAAAAUGCAUUUUGUGUGUAAUAUA